AUGUCACUUUUUAUAUUCGUACUACUGAUCACCAUGGAGUACGCUUUAGCUUGCCUCACUACUGUUCUGCCACAACAUACUACAUUCGGAUCACUUUUUACACCCCAAUCCCUUUUUCCAUCACUAUCUACCACUAAUUAUCUUCAGUCUGCACCCGUCUACUCACAACCUCAGACUCCAGUCGUCUACUCACAACCUCAGACUCCAGUAUUUGCGCAGCAAAGCUGGGUGAGUCCACCAUUCAUGCCUCCAGCCCAAGUACAGCCCAUGCAACAGUUUCCACUCAUGCCUGAGAUCCCGAAUAUGUUCCCACCCACACCUUUUCCACAGACCCAAGUCCCUGCCCAGCAAAGUCCUCCCACAGAAUCGAAUCCAUCAGCGGUAUCCGAAACAUCAGGAGCGUCAUCCGCUCAGGAAGCUUCGGAAGCAUCAGCUGCUUUAAAUGCACCAGAAGCAUCCGCCUCAUCGUCUUCUGCUUCAUCUUCUUCAUCCGCAUCGAAUGGCGCGUCAAGUAACACUGAGGGUUCCACUGCGGAACAACAAGGAAAUCCUUCACAACAGAGACAACAAGAAAAAGAGAAAAAGCCAAAGGAAGAUCGUCGGGAAGAUCGAGUAAAGGGACGUAAGAUGGAGAACAGUGAUGAUUAUUACUACUACUAUCCUGAUGGUCCACAAGGACAAGGAGAGCCUGAUGAUAUUAUUUACGACAAUCGAGGAGCAGAAAAUCAGAAUCAGCAACAGACCCAGACGCAAAAUCAGAAUUGGAAUCAACAACAGACUCAGACGCAUAGUCAAAACGGGAAUCAGCAGCAGACUCAGACGCAAAGUCAGAAUGGAAAUCAGCAGCAGACGCCAAGAGAGGGAAUGCAAGAAAACGAUGAUAGCCAAAGGGUUCAACAGAGGCCAAACCAGAUGCGGCAGAGCAGCAGAGAUAUAUGCCCUAGUUUGCAGAAUGCAGAGGACGUAUUUGGUCGACAAUGGCGUCCGGCUCGUGCAGACAACCUCAUUACAUUAGUACCGGUGGCCAAAUGUAUAGGCGGAGGAAUGCUGUUUUCAUCGUUACUUUACUAUCCAUACAAGCAGACCGUGGAAAUCAUUGGGAAAAAUGCUGGAUGGAACAUCUGCUAG
Molecule: messenger RNA, 1128 nt
Organism: Haemonchus placei
Lineage: Eukaryota; Metazoa; Nematoda; Chromadorea; Rhabditida; Trichostrongylidae
Source: the annotation of a GenBank genome assembly